AUGUUGCGCAACUGGGUUUCUACGAUAUGGGCUCUUGUCCUGAUGGUGUCCGUUGCCCAGGCCCAGUUCAACUUCUUCGAACACAUGUUCGGCGGCAACCAGCAGCAGCAACAGCAUCAGCAGGGUUCUCAGAACGUGCCCAGCGACAGCGGUCGGUAUCAGAGCAUGUGGCGCCAGGCGCAAUGCAGCGACUAUCUUUGCCCCGGAACCCUCGCGUGCGUCAGCGUCCCACAUCACUGCCCAUGCGCACACCCCGAUGUUGAAGAAAAGGUCGAGCUCGGAGAAGGUAGCGCAAUCUGCGUAUCGAAGGGAGGGUUCAAGGCUGGGGAGGCGACCCGAAAGAUUGAGCUGGCCCGCAAGGGUCUCCUGUGA
Messenger RNA from Penicillium cinerascens, 372 nucleotides. RefSeq names its product protein lcl2 (gene lcl2). NCBI's taxonomy places the organism in Eukaryota, Fungi, Ascomycota, Eurotiomycetes, Eurotiales, Aspergillaceae. Bases 1 to 372 code for a protein of 123 amino acids. The record is from RefSeq and is a predicted model, not a curated record. The transcript is spliced from 2 exons.